This is a messenger RNA of Monodelphis domestica (gray short-tailed opossum), 915 nucleotides long. It is a transcript of the gene RPL10, whose product is annotated as ribosomal protein L10. Gene Ontology annotation, cellular component: ribosome. Gene Ontology annotation, biological process: translation. The record is from RefSeq and is a predicted model, not a curated record. NCBI's taxonomy places the organism in Eukaryota, Metazoa, Chordata, Mammalia, Didelphimorphia, Didelphidae. Gene Ontology annotation, molecular function: structural constituent of ribosome.
AUGACGUCACUCCCCGUGCCUGGCGCGCAAGCCCGGUGUCGUGCCUUCUCUAUGGUCAGACGGAAGUUCCAGAGCGUCGGCACGCCCAGGCCCGGAACUCUAUGGUUAGUUGGGGUGGAGACGGGCGCCCUAUAAAGAGCGUACGCAGCGGCCGAGGCGGCCCUUUCCCUGCGGCGAGACAUUCCCCAGUGGCACCGGCGCCAUGGGCCGUCGUCCCGCCCGCUGUUACAGGUACUGUAAAAACAAGCCGUACCCCAAGUCCCGUUUCUGCAGGGGAGUUCCCGAUGCCAAAAUCCGAAUUUUUGAUCUUGGGAGGAAGAAAGCAAAAGUGGACGAGUUUCCACUGUGUGGCCACAUGGUGUCUGAUGAGUACGAACAGCUGUCAUCUGAAGCCUUGGAAGCAGCUCGCAUCUGUGCCAACAAGUACAUGGUGAAGAGCUGUGGCAAGGAUGGCUUCCAUAUUCGUGUGCGCCUCCACCCUUUUCAUGUCAUCCGCAUCAAUAAGAUGCUGUCAUGUGCUGGGGCUGAUAGGCUCCAGACUGGCAUGCGGGGGGCCUUUGGGAAGCCCCAGGGCACUGUAGCCCGUGUCCACAUUGGCCAGGUUAUCAUGUCCAUUAGGACCAAGGUCCAGAACAAAGAACAUGUGAUUGAAGCUUUGCGGAGAGCUAAGUUCAAGUUCCCUGGCCGCCAAAAGAUCCAUAUCUCCAAGAAAUGGGGUUUCACCAAGUUCAAUGCCGAUCAGUUUGAGGAUAUGAUCUCCGAGAAGCGGCUCAUUCCUGAUGGCUGUGGGGUCAAAUACAUCCCUAACCGAGGCCCCCUGGACAAGUGGCGCGCGCUCCACUCCUGAGGGCUGGGCUGUGACCACCUGUCUUAUUGCCUUUCUGCAGGCACAAAUAAAUAGAUAUCUGCUUUCUG